CCUUUUGCACAUCGUAUGGCAGGGGUUGGCGGCUUUGGCUCUGGGUUUAGCGGGUGUUACUCACGAGGCAAGGAUUAUUUGCUCAAAGUUUGAAACCAAACUUCCAAUUGCCCAAUGGCCUUUCUUGCUUCUUCCUCUUCUACUUCUCCUUCCUUCACUUGUUCUUACUCUUCCUCCCAAUUCCUCUCUCGACCCAAAAGUUCUACCCAUCCCUUCCCAACUCUUUUGUCAAUCCCUUGUUUGACCCCAAGAACAAGACCCAACUUAUCUCAAUCUCUUACCGCUGCGGCGGUGAAGAGCGGCGGAAAUGCGGCGCCGUCGAAAAAACCAAAAGAAAACAAUAAACAAGUAGUUGGGAAAGACAUGGAAGAAGUGGAAGUGGAAGUGGAAGUUGAGGAGGAGUUGCCGUGGAUUCAAGAGAAGGCAUUGGACCUUGUUGAGUUCACUGGUUCUGUUACUCAAACCAUUCCUGGACCCAGAGUUGGCACCAGCUCUUUGCCUUGGAUUCUUGCUGCUCCUUUGGCUUAUGCUGGUAUCACUUUUGUCAUUGCAUUUGUCAAGACUGUUAAGAAGUUCACUUCUCCUAGGCACAAAAGAAAGAAAUUGGUUAAUAAAAAUGCAAUGCUUUGCAAAUCAAUAGAUGAGUUGUUUCAGCACGGAAGUGAUGCUGUAGAUCAAUCAGCACUAAAGGGAUCAGUGCAAAAGACAGGUUUUAGCAUGGAGGAGAUUGUGCGCAAGUACAUUAGGUAUUCAUUGAAUGAGAAGCCAUGGACUGCAGAUUUGGUUGGCAGCUUGAUCCAGCUCAGGAAAGUUUCUAUGCUGGAUGAUUCCCAGGUUGCUGAAAUUUUAAACGAAAUCUCAAGACGGAUUGUGCGUGAAAAAGGCCCAGUUGUCAUGGACAUGUCAGGGUUUACAGAAAAAGGAUUUAAGAGGAAACUUGCUGUGCAGGGCCUUUUUGGAAAGGUUUUAUAUCUAUCGGAGUUGCCAGAGUUCUGUUGGAGAGAUAGCUCCUUAAUUGUUAAGGAAAUAUUUGGGGUUACAGACGAGGAUGCAGACAAACUUCGGCUGCACACUUUCUCCGAAGUUGGGGAUAUGGAUUCACUUGAGAAGAUGGUUGAUAGUUCAGAUUCAGAAGAUCCCAGUGAGGAUUCAUCUAGUGCUGUUUGAUUCCAUCAUGCCAUCGUAACCACAAUGAAUUUUGGUGCAAAGAAAAAAUUGAGGAUACCAACAGGGUUCCGUCCCUACCCAAAAACUUACCCACAAUAGAUGUUAGUAAGCAAUGUUGUUCUGGGAUAUUUACUUCCUAAAAUUUUGGUGAGUUCAUAACUUAUGUGGUAGGUCAAUUUCAAAUGAACAUCAAACUUGUGUAAGAAUCGUGAUAUUUUGUAUCUUGGAAUUGCUAGAGUUACUAGGGCAGAGGUGUCAAAUGAGCUGGAUCAAUGUGAACCAUUAAAAAUUAGCUCAAGUAUUAAUGCAUUGUACCAAUUCAGGAUUAUCAUUUAAUGUGUCGUAUCGGAAUGGGUUAUGAAAACUAUAAGAUAAAACCUCACAUGGGACAUUUCCA
Durio zibethinus is the source of this 1564-nucleotide messenger RNA. RefSeq lists its product as uncharacterized. The record is from RefSeq and is a predicted model, not a curated record. Gene Ontology annotation, cellular component: chloroplast thylakoid membrane; chloroplast envelope. Lineage: Eukaryota; Viridiplantae; Streptophyta; Magnoliopsida; Malvales; Malvaceae.